This is a messenger RNA of Bactrocera neohumeralis, 3889 nucleotides long. RefSeq lists its product as uncharacterized. Lineage: Eukaryota; Metazoa; Arthropoda; Insecta; Diptera; Tephritidae. Gene Ontology annotation, biological process: synapse organization. Gene Ontology annotation, cellular component: neuron projection membrane. The record is from RefSeq and is a predicted model, not a curated record. The transcript is spliced from 7 exons. The coding region runs from base 335 to 2941 and encodes 868 amino acids.
GAGGAGCAUCUCGUGCAGAUGCACCGUUUCGCGCGGUAAAUAGCAGUCCCUGCCAUAUAAAAAGAAAUAAACUAUGAAAAGUGAUAGUAACUGUCUACUGAAUAUAUGCAAGCAUAGUAAUUCGUCCAUAAUUUUAAGUUGCUUAUACGACACGUUGUCCCGAAAUACUGAUUGAAAUUAUGACCAACUGAGUCUCCAUGCGAAGUGGAAAUAGAGGAAGCAAUUAGUGAAACUAUGUGAACGUUACCACCUGUUAUUCUUUGAUAUAUAAUGUGUACUAUAUAUAGCAGCAGACAUUAAUUACUUCAUACUUCCGAACCAAUAUAAAGAUUUAAUGGAUUUGAAAGGUAUUAAUACUUCUAACUGGUGGAUUCUAUUCGGUGUUUUAGUAAUCAUCCCAGGUUCGACAUUGAAUGUUAUCGAGAGGGCAGCAGGGACGGCCGAAAAAGCCAUUUCAACUACUUCAAUACCGCUGGUAUUAAAACCAGUUGUGCCAGCUGAUGUGGAAGUAAAGAUAAAGAAAAACAGUUUAAAAACGUAUCGAAAAGCUAAAGAAAUUUCUAUAGCCAUUACCUCCCGUGCAAUGAAUUCGAAAGAGUCGAAGACAGUGCCAACACUAGCGCGGCAACUAAGUUUGGAUAAUGGAGUGAAAGUAAAGCCAUCACUGACAUCAUUAACAAUGAAACGGCAAGAAAAAGAGGAAUUAUCUCGUCAAGGCGUUCAAGGAAACAUACAUAAAGCGCCUGAAGAUGUUAAAUUUUCUAUUAUCCCUACAACAACAUUAACUAAGGCAUUAAUAAACCACAAGACAAAAGGAUCUUUAAGUUUGACAGAGACUGUCGGAAAGUUUAGAGAAUCAACAACAGAAAUGACAUCAAAAACAAUUGCGACCAUAAGAAAUUCAUCAGCAAAAGUGGCACCUGCUACGAAAAAGCUGACAUCUCCAUCUCCAACGCAGUCAGAGGUCAAAUUAUUUCCGUUAUCUAGUAUAAAUAACGAAUACGAACAACCGAGUCCCCAAAAUACGACUGAUAUCAGACAUCCCUACAGAGAUUACAAUAUUAAAAAUAAAGAAAAAUGUAAUUACAAUUACGACUACGACAAAAAAUUAUUGGUUCGAAAAGUUGAUGACGACAACCGCAUUGUAGAUGAACAUGAUACCAACCAUAUUUGUAGCCUAUAUCAGCAUAUACUACAGACACUACAGCGUCACACUUUCCCCCUGCAGCGGACCCAACCUCAGAGAGAUAGCCCACACAGUAAUGACUACCACUUAAAUAAUAGCAAUAGCAAGUCGCCGAAACAGCAAACACAUUCGGUGAGGAAAAUUCGUCAACAACGCACUCGUCAAGUGAAGCAACAACAAUUAAAUUUAACAGCAAUCGCACCAGUUAGAGCAAUGAAAGUUGUGCCAGAAACCGAAAACCAUUUGAUCGGCAAUGACACCGACUUUAAAAUAAUCAUGGUGUUUUCUAACCAAACAGUAAAAAAUAAAACUGAUCCUUCACGAAAUUCGAAUAUUGUGCCGACGAUUCUAACAACUAGACCUUAUUCGGACACAACUUUUGGUCUUGCUUUUGACCAAGAAAUUGUACACACCACAACUAAAGAGUUUCAGUUUCAAACGGUAUCACCAACAACAACGAAAGCAAGGACGAAUCGACCUCCACUAACAACAACACCACGGCCUAUUCCAUCCAUCGACGACCACCAAACGGUGAUCAGUCAGGCUGGCACACAUGCCUAUCUCCCCUGUAAUGUGAAGCAGAUCCUGAGAAAACCGAUAUCCUGGUUACGAAUACGAGAUGGACACAUUUUAACAGUUGAUCAGACGACUUUCAUAGCUGACCAAAGAUUCCAGCCAAUUUUCGCACCGAAACCUGAUCGUUGGUCACUACAAAUCAAAUAUGUUCAACUUAAAGACGAAGGUACCUACGAAUGUCAGGUAUCUACGGAGCCGAAGUCGAGUGCCAUCGUCACAUUGCGGGUAGUUGAAGCGAAAACGGAAUUGAUAGGUGAACCCACGCAACACGUCAAGGCUGGCAGUCAAGUGAAGCUGCGUUGCAUAAUUAGCCAGGCAUUGGACCCGCCAGUUUUUAUUAAUUGGUUCCAUAAUCAUAAGCAGAUUUAUUUGCAUAGCCGAAGGGGUUGGCGCACAGAAAUCGAACGCAUCGAAUGGCCUUUACACGAUUUCUCAACGACCGCGGAAGCAACAACAUCAACGGCCCAAGGCGAUAGUGCAACGACAACUACUCCACCAUUCGAUACUGCUGCUGCCGCAUCAGCAAAGCCCAAAGCACCAGUCUUGGCUACCAACUUUGAAAAUGAAGAGAACAGCACACCAGUAGUCCAAACGUCUGUCAGGGAUGCAAAAUUGACAACAGGAACGCCCUCGACCACUUUACCAAUUUCUCGAUUAGGUACAGACGUCGCGAUGGAUUUAGCGGACAGCGACGGUGGCUUUGAUUUUGGCACAGAUAACUCCACUUUGUCCUUUCUCCCCACCGUAGCGGCGGCAGUGGACAUCGUGCCAGCAGUAGUGCCAACCAAAGUAAAGACGACUCAUUGUCCGACAACUACAUUAACAAUAACAACAACGAUUACAAUGUUGGCAGCAGUAAAAGUACGAGAUGUAACGGCUGCAUCUUUAAUAAUACCAUCCGUGGAGAAAAAUGAUUCCGGCAAUUACACCUGCAGCCCAUCUAACAGUGCUCCCAAAACAGUUGUCCUUCACGUACUGAAUGGCGAGUACUCGGCAUCGGCGAUAACGUCUGGGGUUAAUGAUAGGAUUAGGAUUACAAACCAAUGUAAGUGGCGAGAAAUAAUCUUAGCUCUGAUAAUUUGGCAGUGGCACCAAAAAUUCACUGCAUUUUUACGCCAUUGCGAAUACUUUUAUCGAGCAGAACGAUGGAUUCACGUGGACUCCACUAACCUCUGUUGAAUAACGAAUACAGAGUAUAAGAUUUAAUCGACUUAAGAGAUAUUCACAGAGAAUAAUAUCAACUUGGCAAAUAACAUACAAUAUGCAUUUUAGUGAUAGUAACCUCAUCGUUAAAUUAAUAUGUAAACGAUUUGAUUUUCGCUUCUGAAGACUUCGAAUAAUGAUAAUAAUAAAAGGAAAAUAAAAUUUAAUGGAUCUUAUAAACAUAUCUAAUAUAAAUCAGUAAUGACAGUCAAAUGUCUUCCACCUUGAAAAUUAAUUUUAUCUAACCGUUUUUUUUUUUUUUAUUUUUAAAACAUGAUUUAGGUUUUCUAUUUUAUAUUGUAGAAUUUUGACUGAUUGUAAGUAUAGAAAAUUGUAAAUAAAACAUUGCCAAGUAAAAUAAGUUUAGACUGAGAUUUUAAAUAUGUAAUAUUAUAUUUCAAUUUAUAUUGUAAUGCAAUUUAAAGGUUAUUUUCUAAUAUGAGAAAAAUUAAAUCGAUAAAAUAAUGAUAUUUAUAUAGUAUAUUUGCCCGAUUUGUCAAGCAGGUAGAAGAAGCAUUUCGGUUUCUAAGUAUACGAUCAUAAUUAAAAAUGGUUAAGGGCAAAAAAGGUAUGUUUGUUAUCCACAGUAUCAGAUGCUAACAAUGUGUUUGUGCCACAAUAUAUUUAUUACUGUUUAUUACGGGAAAACAAUAAAUCUAAAUUAUACAACGGAUAAAUUGAAACAUUUAUGUGCCAAUGCCACUAAAAAUUUGUUUAAUAAAAUCUAGCCAUUAAAAUAAAGAGUAUUUCUAAAAAAGCGUGGGAGAAUUUUGUUUAUAAAUAUUACAAUUAUGUUUGUUCGUACAGUAUUAAAAAGCUCUACAAGUGCACCUGCGUCCUAGUUGAAAUCGCUUUUAAUAUAACAUAACAAAAUACAAUGUUUGACUCUCAAUUGAUAAUUAAAAUUUAGAAGAGCAGAGGAAA